Dreissena polymorpha is the source of this 1227-nucleotide messenger RNA. RefSeq names its product protein NipSnap homolog 3B-like. Bases 113 to 802 code for a protein of 229 amino acids. The record is from RefSeq and is a predicted model, not a curated record. Gene Ontology annotation, cellular component: mitochondrion. The transcript has 6 exons. NCBI's taxonomy places the organism in Eukaryota, Metazoa, Mollusca, Bivalvia, Myida, Dreissenidae.
UCGGUGUUCUUCCCCUUUGAAAUAAACUUGACAGACCAAAGAAGUAACAUUGUUAAAACACUGCGGAUUAUCGCUUCUACUCACUUAUUUAUAUUAUCAAUAUUAAAUCGACAUGUUUACCAAGGUCAGGGUAAGAGAUUUAGCCCUGCUUCUUCGGCAUCCUCGGGUACAGAACUGUUUUGUCACGACGCGGUGCCAUGCAUCAACGCAAACGAGCAAGAUCUACGAGAUACGUCACUACCGAAUGCACGUGCACACCGUGAAAACAUUCCUCGAGAUGGCUAAACAGUCGAUGCCGGUGCGAACCUCUUAUUCUAAAAUGGUUGGAUUUUGGACCACGGAACUAGGAGACGGGAUCAACGACAUCGUCCAUAUUUGGGAAUAUGGAAGCCUGGAUGAACGGCGUCGCGUGCGCCAGGCCCUGGCGACCGACCGGCGUUGGCAGGACGACUUUAUCGCGCACAUCAUGCCAAUGUGUCUCAUGCAGAGGAACAACGUCCUUCAAUGCAUGCCAGGCACAGACAUCGUCUAUCCGAAACCAGAUUCGGGGUCAUAUGAGCUGCAGGAGGUUAAAUACAACCAGAACCUGGCCAAGGCUGCAGACUGUGUGAAGGGAAUCAGCCGACCUGGGUCACAGUUGCUUGCCUGCUGGAGUAAUGUGCUCUCAAGGCAGAACCAUGGAUUGUUGCUCUGGCACCACAAAGAGUUGGACAAUAUAUUGGAAACACAAUCGCCCGUUAAAGAGAUAGAAAUUAAAAAGAGAAAACUCUUAACUCCACAGUCCUUCUCAGUAAUGCGGUAAUCUAUAAUUAUGUACAUACACCAGGAGUAGCAGUCAGUGCAGGGCAGCAAUAACAUCCUAUGAUCAGAGAAAUAACUCAAUACCAUUGCAUGGAAGUUUCUUGUAACUGAAUAGAAAAUUAAUUAAAAAAUUUAUAAGUUGUUCUCUGUCAAGUGCAUUCAAAGAAACUUGUGUUUAUUCAGAACAAGAGAUCAACCAACACAGCAGUAUGAAAUGCAAGGUCAAGGUCAAAACUACAGAGACAGAGCAAAAAGAAAAUUAAAUAUUUUACAAGAUCAAUACAUAUAUAUAUCUAUAGGGUAUAUUGGUGACAUGCAUUUUAGUAACGUGUAUACAAAAAAGAUUUACAAGUUUUGAUUUGUAUUCCAAGUGGGCACUCGUAAUUUAUUGCAUGAUUGGCGAUUAAACAGUUAAAAAAUCAAAAA